Molecule: messenger RNA, 3809 nt
Organism: Sphaeroforma arctica JP610
Lineage: Eukaryota; Ichthyosporea; Ichthyophonida
Exons: 26
Coding region: 1-3681 (1226 amino acids)
Molecular function (GO): protein binding; calcium ion binding
Source: RefSeq, a predicted model, not a curated record
AUGAGUUACGCCGCACAACUGACUCCUAUCAUUGCCAUUUCAACAGGCGGGAAUCCGUGGGUUAUAUCCCCCGAUGAAAGGGCGACCAUGGAGCGCACCUUUCAGAAUAUUGGUCCUUUGAAUGGCAAGCUUUCGGGACCGAUUGCGCGCACCUAUUUUAUGAAAACUGGACUGCCAAACCCCAUUCUGGGACAGAUCUGGCAGUUGUCCGAUAUGGACCACGACGGCAACCUGACACUCAAUGAGUUCUGUGUGGCGAUGCAUUUGGUGAACAACAAAUUGCAGAAGCGCAUUGAUCCUCCCUCGUCACUCCCGGAUUCUCUCCGCAACGGCGGAGCAGGUGCCAAUGGCAUGACAUCGCCGAGCCCGAUGAUGAGUGGUGGCAUGGGGGGCAUGGGUGGUGGUAUGAAUGCUAUGGGAGGAGGCAUGAAUAAUAUGGGGGGUGGUAUGAGUAAUUACGGGGGGGGUAUGAAUAUCAUGGGCGGUGGCAUGCAGGGGGGCAUGGGCAUGGGUGGCGGCUAUGGACAGGGAGGCAUGGGGGGUAUGGGUGGGGGCUACGGAGGUAGCGCAGGCAUGGGAAUGGAGUCCUCGGGUUUCGGCGGUGCAGGGGGUAUGGGGGGAGGCUACACCGGCUCCUCGUACCAGGCACCGAAGAGUUCUGGGGGUGGGGGUGGGUCUCUCAAACCUAUCGAGCACAAGAUGCGGCUGAAGUACAACCAGGAGUUCAACAAGGCGGAUGCCAAAAAAGUGGGCUAUGUGACGGGGGUGCAGGCCAGGCAGAUCUUCACGCGCGAGGCAAGGUUACCGGCCCAACAACUGGCACAGAUCUGGAACUUGGCCGAUAAAGAUCAGGAUGGAAAUCUGAACCGCGAGGAGUUUGCCAUCGCCAAGCAUCUGAUGGCCGCUGUGGCUGAGGGCAAAAGUCUGCCGUCUAAGCUACCACCGUUUCUGGGGGGCAAGAGUGUGCUUGACACGACCGGGAAAGACGGGCAGGUGGAUGAGCGCAUAUCCAACUUCAAGCAGGGCCAAGACCUGUUGAACAAGAAGAAAGUGCUGAUGGCGGAACAAAUGGAGAUGGACAAACAGGCUUUCUUACAGCGUGACAUGGAAGAGAAGCGUAAGCGCGACGCCAAAAUGGCCCAGCAAAUGGCCCAGGAACAGGCCAAGCAGCAACACAUGCUACAGCAACAGCAACAGCAGGCACAGUAUAUGCAGCAGCAGCAAAAGGAGCGCGAGGCUCAGAUGUACGCCGAACGGGCCGAACGAGUGAAACGUGAGAACAUGGAGUUGGAGAUGCGACGCGAGUUGUAUCUGGACAGAGAGCAAGCCCUUGCUGAGAUGAAUCAGUUGAUGAUGAAGAAAACGCAGCUGGACUCGCAGUUGUCGAUGGCAAACAAUAAGAAGCAGCAGAUGGAGCAGAUGAUCCAACGGGGACAGGCAGCCAAGCAACAGGCUAUCGCCGAGAAACAACAGGUGCAGGCACAGAUUCAGCAGCACAUGACAUCGUUCCAGCAGCUAGAGCAGCGUUACAACGCAGAGAUGGCCAACCUCAAGACCAAGCAGGACGAGCGCAACGCUCUCUCGGCGCAGCUGAUUCAGAUCCACAACCAAUCUGCGAAGGCACGGGGGGCUAUUGAGGGGUCUAAAGGUAAGGUGGACUCGGUCGCACAGGAUCUAUUGCAGAGUAUCAAUGCACUGCAGCAGUCGUUGGACCGCAAUCGCCUGGAGAUCAGCAAUCGGCGACUCGCAUUGCAGAAACAACAGGACUCGCUGAAGUAUCUGCAAGACGAGCUAAUGGACAAGCGACGCCGUCGUGGCGCUGUGACGUCAGCUAUGGAAGAGGAGGAACGGCGCAAGAGAGAGGUUAUGGAAAGGUUGCAACAGCAGCAGCGAGAGCAGGAGGAGGCCGCGCGCGUACGACGGGAGGCGGAACGCGAACGCGAGCGCAUUGCGUUCGAACGGAUUGAGGAGCGCAAGAAACAGAGAGAAGAAAACCGAAAUAUAUACGGGUCGCAGCCAACCAGAGACACGUACACCGCCUCUCCCGAUUACGAUGACGACGACUAUGGCAGAGAUACCUACAGUAAUCGCAACAGCGGUGGCAAGAAGACCGAUGGCUGGGGCCGUGUUAUUGCGAGCGACUCUUAUGAUCGCGACGAUUACGACAACGACUCCCGCAAUGACACAGACAGCUACAGAGACGACACCUAUGACAACAACUACAACUCAGACGACUACGGUGGUUACGGACAGACCGACGAAGCCGAAGAUCGGAGGAAACAGUAUUCUGUGCGCGACGAAGAAGUGCUUGCCGCAUUCGAUUACGCGGGCGAGAAGAGCGAUGACUUGUCCUUCUUCGAGGGAGAUACCAUCACUGUCACCGCCAAGGAUCCAGAUGGCUGGUGGUAUGGCGAGUGCGCUGGAUUUGCUGGUUGGUUCCCCUCGACCUAUGUGGAGGCUUCUGCUAUAUCUACGUACAGCGAGGAUGUGCUUCCCCCGGCACCCGAAGAGUCUGACCAAGAGUCCGACGACACACUCAGCAGCGCAUAUGCGCAGCCUGGGGCUAUUCACUAUGCCCUGUACAACUACGACGGUGAAGAAGAGAGCGACUUGGCCUUCAGGGGCGGCGACGCUAUCACUGUGCUCGAGGCGAACGAGGACGGCUGGUGGAAGGGUGAGCUAGACGGCCGAGUUGGGUACUUCCCAUCAAAUCACGUGGACCCACUGCCCAUGUCUCCCGAGGAUGUGGAUGCGCUCCAGGCGCCCCCUCCAAUGCCAGAUGGCAAUAGUCGCGAUAACUUCGAUGAUUAUAGCAAUGACAACAUCUAUGAUGACAUGCCUGCACCACCCCCACCCAUGGAUGAAGAGUCUGAGUCUGAACCAGAGCCCGAACCUGAACCUGAACCUCGGAUUCCCACACCUCCACCUGCAGUGGAGUCACCCCCACCUCAAAGGAAAGAAUCUGCGCAUGGAGAGAGUUCAGAGACCGCCGCCGAGUGGGUGCGUGCGAUGCACCCGUACGUGGGAACUAAUCACGACGAACUAACCUUUCAGCCGGGAGAUGUGUUCAGUGUCAGUCAAAAGGACUCAGAAGGUUGGUGGGAAGGCACGCUCAAUGGGAAAACCGGAUGGUUCCCCCAGGCUUAUGUGGAACCAGCGGGUAAUGGACCGAGUACUCCAACGGCGCAGGAGACGGCCCCUGCUGCGGCGGCUGAUAAAGCAACAUCUAAUCCAUUCGGAGCUCAGGAGGAAGUCACACCUCGACCUCAGAAGCCUAUGAUUGCGAAGGUGCUCGAGGACUACAAGGCCGAGGAUGAGGGUCAAUUAAGUCUCAAAAAAGGCGCUCUGGUGUCGGUCACUUUCCAGGACGACAGCGGCUGGUGGGAAGGCACGAUCAGUGUCAAAGGCAAGGGAAAACAAUCUGGCUGGUUCCCAGCGUCGUAUACAAUGCUGAUGGGCAAAGGUAACGACCGAGCGUCAAAGGCUCAGUCCGUGGUAGAGCCUGCAGAGAAGUUCGCCACCGUCAUGUACGACUUUGAAGGUGGUGAGGAGGAGUCUCUACCGGUAUCGGCAGGUGACAAAAUCAAGAUUUUGGAGCAACCUGAAGGCGAGUGGUGGCAAGGAGAGCUUAAUGGCAAGAUUGGAUGGGUGCCUGCCGCAUUUGUGGAGAUGAUUCAGUGAAUUGGCCGGUGAGAAUAUUAAGCCCAACACUUCCUUAGGGUCCUGGUUUUUCACCAUAACUAUUCAGAAGGUGGUCGGAGCCAAGUAUACAAUAAAAAAUAUGAUGAAUAAAACAUUAUAAACCAAUA